AUGUCUUUAUCUUUUGAAACACACCAAAUGACUCAGCAUAAGACAGAAGACUCGGGUGAGCUGGGGGGAAGCGGCAAUGACUUUGUCAACUUCUCACUUAACCUCAUUGAUCCCAUCAAGUCAACGGACCUGAUCCACGACAAUGGCUGUGGCUUUGGUCUUGUGUCGAAAGCCAUCAUAGCUAGGGCUUCACCAUCGGCAAAGGGUUUUCGUAUCCAGGCGACUGACGAUAACCCUCAGUUUAUCAUGUGCUGCGAAGAGGAGGCGAAGCGAAACAAAUGGCCUUUGGAGGCUCAUGUCAUGGAUGCUCGAGAUCUAGACUUUUCAAACAACCACUUCAGCCACUCUUUCAGCAACUGGCCUUUCCCAUCCCCUCAGGCUGCGAAGUUUGCUUUGGAAGAAGUCCAUCGAACUCUCAAGCCUGGAGGGAUCGCUAUAGUUAGCUCAUUCGAAGUAGCUGCUUCAACGCCAGUACAAGACAGAUUUUCGCAGGAAGAGCAAAUGAAGAACGAAUUGGUGGAGGCAGGUUUCAAUCCUGAUAAGACGCAGGUAUAUCGCAAUGACGCGUUGGUCACGGUUGCUAUCGCUACCAAGGAUUAG
This is a messenger RNA of Fusarium coffeatum, 600 nucleotides long. RefSeq lists its product as uncharacterized. The coding region runs from base 1 to 600 and encodes 199 amino acids. The record is from RefSeq and is a predicted model, not a curated record. NCBI's taxonomy places the organism in Eukaryota, Fungi, Ascomycota, Sordariomycetes, Hypocreales, Nectriaceae. The transcript has 2 exons.